AUGGAAAAUGGAUGCAAGGGGAAAAAAGGUUUCUCUCCCUUUCAAAAAUGCACGACUUCAAUUCGUCAGCUAUCAUACGGCAUGGGCGCAGACAAAUGGGACGAGUAUUGUAGAAUGUCAGAGCAUACCGUGAGGGACUCUGUGUACAAGUUCUGCAAAGCGAUCUGUUUGGUUUACGGGCAACGAUAUUUGCGCAAACCAACUAUCAACGAUAUCCACCAAUUGUAUACGGUACAUGAAGGGAAACAUGAAUUCUCUGGAAUGCUAGGUAGUAUCGAUUGCAUGCAUUGGAGUUGGGCAUUAUGCCCCAACGCAUGGCGUGGUCAGUACAUGAGAGGCGACCACAAAGAGCCGACGAUUAUUCUAGAGGCUAUCACAUCACAUGAUCCUUGGAUAUGGCAUGCAUUCUUUGGUCCAGCUGGUGCAAACAAUGACAUUAACGUGCUAGACCAGUCACCUGUAUUCAACGAUAUCUACCUUGGAAAGUCACACGAUGUACCUUUUCAAGCAAAUGGGGUAGCAUAUAAGCGUGGAUAA
Messenger RNA from Lactuca sativa (garden lettuce), 537 nucleotides. RefSeq lists its product as uncharacterized. The record is from RefSeq and is a predicted model, not a curated record. NCBI's taxonomy places the organism in Eukaryota, Viridiplantae, Streptophyta, Magnoliopsida, Asterales, Asteraceae.